Mesorhabditis belari is the source of this 621-nucleotide messenger RNA. Lineage: Eukaryota; Metazoa; Nematoda; Chromadorea; Rhabditida; Rhabditidae. The record is from the annotation of a GenBank genome assembly.
AUGGAAAGCUUUCAGAAGGAGCAACUGAAUCCCAUGUCAACCCCCUCUGUCAACUUCCUCGAAGCACUUCCCGAUGUCGUCUUCUAUGCGGUGAUGGAGAAACUUCCAGCGCGCGUCAUCGAAAAUUGUGUUCGAUUGCUCUCAAGGGAUUGCUUUAGGAGGUUUGAUGUAUGUCAAUUGGGAAAUGUUUGCAAAUUGCAAUAUAAGACCAACGCAAGAGCUAACGAUUUAUGCGCCGAUUUUUUCACGAAUGAUUAUGCGGUUGGAUUGCAGGAAGUUUGGUUGGAGGGUUGGGGGAAUGAUCCAUUGAAUGACACGAUCUUGUUGAAUUCACGUCUUUUGCGUGUUCUUGUUGUUGACUUUCCAAGAACCGGGUGCACUCUUAAUGGGAUUCAAACGUGGCUCGGAGACUGGUUCACUUCAGGGCGUCAAAUUGAUAGAAUUUCUCUUCGAGCAGUUGGCGGAGAAGCAGAACUUCAAAAGUUCUUGCACAACUUAUCUGGAUGGCAAAAUAUAAAACGGUCGAUAGAUUUGUACCAGGCUAUUGUGAAUCAGGCAGUUUUGGAUUCUGCGUCACGCGAAAAGUGCCUUGUCGGGAAGAGGACUUGGCAUUUCGUCGGA